GCAGCAAGGAAACAGAAGAUAUAUCGAACAUGAAUACAACACAGCACGAACGAGAGCCCGCGCCGUCUUAUCGCCAAUCAUUCGACACUCUGGCGCACAUCCCCGCAGACCCAAACUCGUCGGAAUUUAGGGCCAGCCGGAUUGACAAUUUCUGGAUCAAGGUCUUCCCACCCACGCCAAAAUGUUACAUUUGUCAAGACAAACCGGAAGCCGCGAAUCUACUCUCAAGGCCGGGAUGCGAUCACAAGAUCUGUGGCAAAUGCCUGAUCAAGAUAUUUGAGCGAGCCGUCAACGACAAGAAAUGCAUGCCACCAAGCUUCUGCUCUCAUGGUGAGGUGUCGCCCGACAUGGCGCCGGGCUUGUUCGACGACGUGUUCUUGGCACAAUGGAACGAGAAGUACUUCGAGUAUUUGGAGCAGACUGUGUCAACAUGACAGCCCAUUUGGUGCUUCCACCAUGGACAAUCUGGACAGACCGAAAAGAUAAAGAUUUCUGAAAACUAGCAGGGUGGGCGACCCGAUCCGGAUUCUUGAAGGGAUCAUCAGCGCGUUGGCGAUAAAUCAGCAAAUAAACAGAUGUGUCCGACACCGGCGAAAUUACCGGCAUUGAACGGGCUAUGGUCGGUAAAUCACUCCAUCCUUGGAAAUACCCUCCAGAAUAAGGCGCGGGAUACACUGAAACAUGGACACAGGUGUUAACAGCAUCUAACUCCAAGGACCCCUGGUUCAGGACCUCCGAAUAGAGCGUCAGCCUCCAAGCACCAACGAUUACCUCCACCGUGGACACAAUGUCAACGCCAUCGCCGACAAAAUGUACGCAAUAAUAGAACAUAUGACUCAGGUCGUUCCGUUUCCUCUCG
Neurospora tetrasperma FGSC 2508 is the source of this 859-nucleotide messenger RNA. RefSeq lists its product as uncharacterized. NCBI's taxonomy places the organism in Eukaryota, Fungi, Ascomycota, Sordariomycetes, Sordariales, Sordariaceae. The transcript is spliced from 2 exons. The coding region runs from base 30 to 434 and encodes 134 amino acids. The record is from RefSeq and is a predicted model, not a curated record.